AUGAUAGUAGACUUUGAAGUAUGUGAUGAUGGAAAUGUAAUUUAAUUUGAUGGUUGCUAUUAAUGUUAAUUAAGUUGUCAAUUAGAAUGCACAAAUUGUGUUGAUCAAAAAUGUUUAAGAUGUAUAGAAGGAUGGGAUCUUAUUGAUAAUUAUUGCAAACCAAAUUGUGGAGAUGGAAUCACUGUUUAUACAGAAUAAUGUGAUGAUGGUAAUUAAUAAGAUGGAGAUGGAUGUUAUUAAUGUUAGGCUGAAUGUCCUUAUUGUGAAAUAUGCAAUUACAAAAAUAAAUGUUAAUUAUGUUUAGAACAUUUCCAUUCCAUAGAAAAUAUAUGUCAUCCUAUAUGCGGUGAUAGUUAUAUAGAACCAAGUUUAGAAGAAUGUGAUGAUGGCAAUUAAAUUUAAUAUGAUGGUUGCUAUAAUUGUUAAUUAGAAUGUGAUACUAGAUGUAAGAAAUGCUAUUAUGGAUAAUGUAAAGAUAUUUGUCUAUUUGAUGAAUUGGAAAUUGAUGGAAAAUGCUUCAAAUUUAUUUCAGAAGAUAAGGGUAUUAUAAAUUCUAAUGAUUGUUCUAAAGGAUGCUAAGAAUGUGUUUAAGGUGAGUGUUUAUUGUGUUGGUCGAAUUAUAUACUACUUAGAGGAUUAUGUUAUGAAAUUGAAUGUGGAAAUGGAAUUAUAGAAUCUCUUGAAGAUUGUGAUGAUGGUAAUUCUAUAAAUAAUGAUGGAUGUUCAAAUGAUUGUAAAAUUGAAUAGAAUUGGAAUUGUUUUAGUAAGGAGACAUAAGCCAAUUAGUGUUUUUCAUCUACAUAAGUGUUUCUUGAAUAUUUGAAUUAGACAAAGUAUUUCUAAUAUAUUCAAUUGAAAUUAUCUAAAAAAGUUAUGCUUGGCAACAAUUCUAGAAUAGAUAAUUUUCCUGCUAACAAUUCUUUUAAAAUUAAUGACUUGUCAUCUGAUGAAUAUUUUAUAAAUUGCAAUCCAAUAGUUCCUAUCUCUCAAAAUGAAUAUAAGAAUAUUCAAUAUGAGUUCUAAAUUUACUUCUACUACUAAAUAAAUAAUCCUCACAAAUUUAAUGAUUAGUUUGAGUUGUAGUGGCUUUUUAAUGUUGCUUCUAGGGAGAUUUUCACAAAUAAUUUCAUUAUUAGACAUACUUUAAUAAUAGUAAUUUCUAAAAUACUUAAAUGUAGAAUAUCCUUAAAACGUCAAUAUUUAUUUUGA
Paramecium pentaurelia is the source of this 1209-nucleotide messenger RNA. The record is from the annotation of a GenBank genome assembly. Lineage: Eukaryota; Ciliophora; Oligohymenophorea; Peniculida; Parameciidae.